Populus nigra (black poplar) is the source of this 315-nucleotide messenger RNA. Its product is annotated as protein NIM1-INTERACTING 2. Gene Ontology annotation, biological process: regulation of systemic acquired resistance. The record is from RefSeq and is a predicted model, not a curated record. Lineage: Eukaryota; Viridiplantae; Streptophyta; Magnoliopsida; Malpighiales; Salicaceae. The coding region runs from base 1 to 315 and encodes 104 amino acids. The transcript has a single exon.
AUGGAGGCAGAGAAGAGCAAACGAGAAGUUGACGGCAAAAUGAACGGAAAGAGAGGGAAGGAAGAGGGAGGACUAAAGGGAAGUCAGCAGGAGGUGAAGGAGGAGGAGGUGGAAGAGUUUUUUGCUAUAUUGAGGAGGAUACAGGUGGCUGUCAAGUACUUCGAGAAGAGUGAAGGAAAGAAAUGGAGGCCUUUGCUAGAGAGAGAGGAGUUCAAAGAACUUAACGGCGAUCCUGACACAGAAAUGAAAGAGGGUAAUUCUUUUUAUGGGAAUUCGGGUUUGGAUCUGAAUUUGGAUCCAAAUCCAAAUGAAUAA